UGCUGUACCUGAUCCAGAAGCAGCUUAAACGUUCUAAAAUGUUCUUCAAGCUUGUGUACCCGGCUCCGCUGUCGGAGCCAAUCGGGACGAGGGAUUCUACUGUUUACUUGCUCAAAACACUUCAUAUUGCGGGCCUAGAUUUUUACAACGACUUCGGAAUUGGUCGCAAGAUUUUGCGGGUGAUCUCCUUCAGCUAUAACAUUUUUUACCUUCCGCUGAGUUUUCCGAUUAACUACAAGAUACACUUUUCCCAGUUUCCACCCGAUCUGCUGCUGCAGUCGCUGCAACUGUGCCUGAACACCUGGUGCUUUUCGAUCAAAUUCUUCACCCUGUCUAUCCUAAAGGAGCGCUUUGAAAUGGCAAACCAAUGCUUCGAUGAGUUGGACGUGUAUUGUGUCACCCCGGAGGAGAAGCGCAAGGUCCGGGUUACAGUAGCCACCAUCAACAAACUGUACCUGAUCUUUGGGAUUGUCUACUUUCUCUACGCCACCUCCACUCUCGUGGAUGGCCUUUUCCACGACCGCGUCCCUUAUAACACCUAUUAUCCGUUCAUUGACUGGCGUCUCGACAGACGUCAGUUGUACAUACAGAGUUUUGUAGAGUACUUCACCGUGGGAUACGCAAUAUUCGUGGCCACAGCCACGGACUCGUACCCCGUGAUCUAUGUGGCGGCUUUGCGAACUCACAUUCUAAUGCUGAAGGACCGCAUCGUUCGCCUGGGCGAGGCCAAUAACGAGGCGAACGCUGAUCCAGAUAACAUCUUUAAAUCGCUGGUCGAGUGCAUCAAGGCUCACAGGACGAUGCUAAACUUCUGCGACACCAUUCGACCCAUCAUCUCGGGCACAAUAUUUGCCCAGUUCAUCAUCUGCGGCUCCAUUCUGGGCAUUGUCAUGAUAAACAUGGUGCUAUUCGCUGAUCAAUCGACCCGCUUUGGCAUCGUUACCUACGUGAUGGCUGUGCUGUUGCAGACCUUUCCGCUUUGCUUCUACUGCAACGCCAUCGUGGACGACUGCAAUGACCUGGCUGAUGCCCUGUUCCACUCGGCUUGGUGGAUGCAGGACAAGCGCUACCAAAGCACGGCCCUUCAGUUUCUGCAGAAGCUGCAGCAGCCCAUAACGUUCACGGCCAUGAACAUAUUCACAAUCAAUCUAGCCACCAACAUCAAUGUGGCCAAGUUUGCUUUCACCGUGUACGCCAUAGCGAGCGGAAUGAAUCUGGAUGAGAAGCUGCAGCUGCAGGACUCUGGAGCCGACACUCCGUGAACGUACAGAAUCCAGCACAAAGGU
Drosophila miranda is the source of this 1286-nucleotide messenger RNA. RefSeq names its product odorant receptor 43b (gene Or43b). The record is from RefSeq and is a predicted model, not a curated record. Gene Ontology annotation, biological process: sensory perception of smell; detection of chemical stimulus involved in sensory perception of smell. The transcript is spliced from 3 exons. NCBI's taxonomy places the organism in Eukaryota, Metazoa, Arthropoda, Insecta, Diptera, Drosophilidae. Gene Ontology annotation, cellular component: plasma membrane. The coding region runs from base 39 to 1262 and encodes 407 amino acids. Gene Ontology annotation, molecular function: olfactory receptor activity; odorant binding.